Ictalurus furcatus (blue catfish) is the source of this 4977-nucleotide messenger RNA. RefSeq names its product slit homolog 1a (Drosophila) (gene slit1a). Gene Ontology annotation, biological process: axon guidance; negative chemotaxis. The transcript is spliced from 37 exons. Bases 171 to 4781 code for a protein of 1536 amino acids. Gene Ontology annotation, molecular function: calcium ion binding; heparin binding; Roundabout binding. NCBI's taxonomy places the organism in Eukaryota, Metazoa, Chordata, Actinopteri, Siluriformes, Ictaluridae. The record is from RefSeq and is a predicted model, not a curated record.
CUUACCUUUUGUACCUUUUUUUUCAUCCUCCACACGUAGUCUUUCUCCCACACGUUGUGUGUGCUUUGCUUUCAACAUAAGGACUUCUGCAGCAGUAGCAGCGGCUUUGUAAAAGGAAAAAUCUCUUAAGGAAAGGCAGUUAACGGAGUUUACGAAGCUGUGGAUCAGUCAUGCCCAUGAGAGGCUGUAGGGCAUGGAAGUGGGCACUGCUCCUGUGUGGCGCCCUGUUCUCCCACCAUGCCACCGCCUGCCCAGCUCUGUGCACCUGCAGCGGCACCACUGUGGACUGCCACAACCUGGGGCUCAAGAGCAUUCCCAGGAACAUCCCAAGGAACGCAGAGCGACUGGAACUGAAUGGAAAUAACUUCACCCGCAUCAACAAGAAUGAUUUUAGUGGACUCAAAUACCUCCGGGUUCUGCAGCUGAUGGAGAACCAGAUUGGAGCCAUCGAGCGGGGGGUCUUUGAUGACAUGAAAGAACUGGAGAGGCUACGUCUAAACAGGAACCAACUCUACCAGCUGCCAGAGCUACUCUUCCAGAAGAAUGCUGCUUUGUCACGACUAGACCUAAGUGAGAACUUCAUCCAGGCCAUUCCCCGCAAGGCCUUCCGUGGAGCUACAGACAUCAAGAACCUUCAGUUGGACAAAAAUCACAUCAGUUGUAUUGAGGAUGGAGCAUUCCGGGCACUUCGAGGGUUGGAGGUUUUAACACUAAACAACAACAACAUCAGUGCAAUACCGGUGUCGAGUUUUAACCACAUGCCCAAGCUGAGGACGUUCCGUCUGCACUCAAAUAAUCUGAAUUGUGACUGCCACCUGUCCUGGUUGUCCCAAUGGCUGCGUCAGAGGCCCACACUUGGUCUGUUCACACAGUGCUCAUCUCCACCACAGCUCCGCGGGAUCAACGUGGCUGAGAUCCAGAAACAUGAGUUCAGUUGUUCAGGUCAUUCAGAGAAUUCCAGCCCACAGACAUGCAGUCUUGCUUCUGGCUCCUGUCCUGCCAUGUGCACCUGCAGCAAUAACAUAGUGGACUGCAGGGGUAAAGGACUAACGGCCAUACCAGCCAACCUGCCUGAAAACAUGGCUGAAAUACGACUGGAACAGAACGGCAUCAAGUCUGUCCCACCAGGAGCAUUUUCACCGUACAAGAAGCUACGCCGAAUAGACCUCAGCAACAACCAGAUCUCUGAGAUUGCUCCUGAUGCCUUCCAAGGCCUGCGUUCCCUCAACUCUUUGGUGCUGUAUGGGAAUAAGAUCACAGAGUUACCCAAAGGAGUGUUUGACGGACUCUACGCUCUACAGCUGCUACUACUGAAUGCCAAUAAGAUACACUGUGUCCGUGCUAAUGCAUUCCAAGACUUGCAGAAUCUUUCGCUGCUGUCUCUCUAUGACAAUAAGAUCCAGACACUGGCCAAGGGCACCUUUGCCUCGCUGCGUGCCAUUCAGACACUUCACCUGGCCCAGAACCCAUUUAUUUGUGACUGUAACCUCAAAUGGCUAGCCGACUAUCUCCGUGCUAACCCGAUCGAGACGAGUGGUGCACGAUGCGCUAGCCCACGCCGCCUUGCUAACAAGCGCAUUGGCCAGAUCAAAAGCAAGAAGUUCCGCUGUUCUGCCAAAGAGCAGUACUCCAUUCCAGGCACAGAGGACACCAGGUUGAACAAUGAAUGCAACAAUGAACCUGUCUGCCCAGCCAAGUGCCGCUGUGAAUCCAACGUGGUGGACUGCUCUAAUUUGCGCCUCACCAAGAUCCCUGAACACAUCCCAGCCUCCACCACUGAGCUUCGCCUGAACAACAAUGAAAUCACUUCUCUGGAAGCUAACGGCGCAUUCAAGUCUCUGACACAGCUAAAGAAAAUAAAUCUCAGCAAUAACAAGAUUGCUGAAAUUGAAGAUGGUGCGUUUGAAGGCGCUUCGUCUGUCUCUGAACUUCAUCUGACAGCCAAUCAGCUGGACUCUGUGCGCAGUGGCAUGUUCCAGGGUCUGGAGGCACUACGGAUGCUAAUGCUACGUAACAACCGUAUUAGCUGUAUCCAUAACAACAGCUUUACUGGCUUGUAUAAUGUUCGACUACUGUCCCUCUAUGACAACCAGCUGACCACCAUCUCACCUGGAGCUUUUGACACCCUUCAGACCCUCUCAACCUUGAACUUGCUGGCAAAUUCCUUCAACUGCGACUGCCGGCUAGCAUGGCUAGGUGACUGGCUGAGGACUCGCAAGAUUGUCACCGGCAACCCGCGCUGUCAGCGCCCUGCUUUCCUGAAGGAGAUUCCGCUGCAGGAUGUAGCUCUGCCAGAUUUCCGAUGUGAAGACGGCCAAGAGGAUGCCAGCUGCUUGCCACGCCCACAGUGCCCGAGCGAGUGUACUUGCCUGGAGACAGUGGUCCGCUGCAGCAACAAGCACCUUCAUUCCCUCCCUAAGGGCAUCCCACGUAAUGUUACUGAGCUGUACCUGGACGGCAACCAGUUUAGUGUUGUGCCAAAAGACCUUGCCACCUUCAAGUAUCUGCAGCUAGUUGAUCUGAGCAACAAUAAAAUCAACGCCUUGACAAACUCCUCCUUUGCAAACAUGAGCCAGCUCACCACCUUGAUCCUGAGUUACAACGCACUCCGCUGCAUUCCGACACUUGCUUUUGCAGGUCUUCGGUCUCUCCGUCUGCUGUCCCUGCACGGUAAUGACAUCUCCCAGUUUCCUGAUGGGAUCUUCAGUGACGCAGUGUCUCUGUCUCACUUGGCCAUCGGUGCGAACCCGCUGUACUGUGACUGCCGCUUGCGCUGGCUCUCAGACUGGGUAAAGACGGGCUAUAAGGAGCCAGGCAUUGCUCGCUGCACUGGGCCACCUGAAAUGGAGGGCAAGCUGCUUCUCACCACACCAGCCAAGAAGUUUGAGUGCCAUGGUGAAGCUGACCCAUCUGUCCUGGCUAAGUGUAACCCGUGUCUGUCCAAUCCCUGUAUGAACCACGGCACAUGCCAGACAGAUUCACCAGAUCUGUAUAAGUGCACAUGUGUAGAAGGCUUCAAGGGAAAGAACUGCGAGACUGCCAUCAAUGCCUGCAUCAGUAACCCUUGUGCUAAUGGUGGAACAUGCCAAGUGACCGAAGAAGAAGAUAGCUACAUUUGUUCAUGUCCUCUGGGAUUCGAAGGCCAAAGAUGUGAACUCAACACUGAUGACUGUGAGGACAAUGACUGCGAGAAUGGAGCAACCUGCAAAGACGGUGUGAACAACUACACAUGCUUGUGUCCACCUUAUUACACAGGAGAGAUGUGUGAAGAGCUGGAAGACUUGUGCUCUCCUGAACGCAGCCCCUGCAAGCACCAAUCAACCUGUCUUAUUACAGCAGCUGGCCCAAAGUGUGUGUGUAUGCCUGGGUAUGUGGGAGAUGACUGCAGUGUGGACUAUGACGACUGUCAGGAACACAAGUGCCAGAACAAUGCAGAAUGUCUGGAUGAGAUCAACGGUUACUCCUGUGCUUGCACCCGAGGCUACAGUGGGCAGCUGUGCGAGGUGCUGCCUGUAACACGUUCCCCCUGCCAGCUGGCUGACUGCCAAAACGAUGCCCCGUGCGUGGAGCGAGCAGGCCGGGCACUGUGCCAGUGUCUGCCCGGCUUCGGCGGCCCACGCUGUGAGAAGCUGGUCAGUGUCAAUUUUGUGGACCGGGACUCAUAUCUGCUGCUGAGCGACUUGAAGAACUGGCCUCAGGCCAACAUCACCUUGCAGGUGUCCACUGCAGAGGACAAUGGCAUCCUCCUGUAUAAUGGAGACAAUGACCACAUUGCUGUGGAACUUUUCGAAGGUCACGUCAAGGUCAGCUAUGACCCUGGCAGUCAACCCAGCCAUGCCAUUUACAGCACGGAGACCAUUAAUGAUGGUCAGUUCCACACAGUGGAAUUGGUGACCUUUGACCAGAUGGUGAACCUCUCGAUUGAUGGCGGUGUGCCCACCACCAUGGGCAGCGUGGGAACAGUGAGGCCCCUCAAUGGAGACGCUCCGCUAUACGUGGGGGGUAGGGGCCCAGCGCAGAUACCUCGCUCCACUGCAGGCAUGCCCGUUGAUGUGCACUCAUCUAUAGCUCCACGCGCAUGGCACAUUCAGAAUGGUUCCAGUUUCCAUGGCUGCAUCCAGAACCUGUACAUCAACAACGAGCUGCAGGAUUUCACCAAGACCCAGAUGAAGCCUGGCGUGGUGCCCGGCUGUGAGCCAUGUCGAAAGAUUUACUGUCUGCAUGGAAUCUGUGAACCAGAUGCCGCUCUUGGCCCCAUUUGCCAUUGUCAGCCUGGCUGGAGCGGCCAGCACUGCGAUCAGCCCUCUUCCAACCCAUGCCAGGGCAACAAGUGUGUGCAUGGAAAAUGCAUCCCGCUGGACAUGCAGUCCUACCGCUGUGAAUGCCAAGAAGGUUACCGCGGUGCUCUGUGUAACCAGCAGGGAGAACUCUUUAACCCAUGCAGAAGGUUACAGUGCAAACAUGGCCGGUGCCAGAUUUCAGACACGGGUGAUGCAUACUGCCACUGCGAGAAUGGAUACACUGGGGAAUUGUGUGAUCAAGAGUCGGAGUGUCGUGGUGAACCGGUGCGGGACUUCUACCAGGUGCAGCGUGGCUAUGCAAUCUGCCAGACGACGCGCAUGCUCUCGUGGGUGGAAUGCAGUGGAGCAUGCCAGCCAGGAGCCUGCUGUGCCAGCCAGAGGACCAAGCGCCGCAAAUACACAUUUGAGUGCAGCGAUGGCACCUCAUUCAGCGAAGAGGUGGAGAAGAGCAUCAAGUGCGGCUGUGUGGGCUGCAUGUAGUGCAGAGAAGGGAGGCAGAGAGAGAAAGAGAGAGAGAGAAAGAGAGAUGUCACGAGUCAGAGAGUAUACAGAAAUAUAUAAUAAAACUAUAUAUUAUGGACAACGACGUUUGUAAAAUAGAGGACUUUUUUUCUCCCUCCGUGAACUCCCAAAGGAUGUACGGCAUAGGACAGAGCCAAAAAAAAAAAAAAACAAA